Ctenocephalides felis (cat flea) is the source of this 1362-nucleotide messenger RNA. RefSeq lists its product as uncharacterized. The record is from RefSeq and is a predicted model, not a curated record. The transcript has 4 exons. Lineage: Eukaryota; Metazoa; Arthropoda; Insecta; Siphonaptera; Pulicidae. Gene Ontology annotation, molecular function: DNA helicase activity. Gene Ontology annotation, biological process: telomere maintenance; DNA repair. The coding region runs from base 1 to 1362 and encodes 453 amino acids.
AUGACUGUGUUUGGUAUUGCGUCGGAAAAUGCGAAUGACGAAAUUAGCAGCUUCCAAAUUGGCAGAUACGUCAGUAGUAAUGAAGCAUUGUGGCGAUUAUUAUCAUUUCAAAUUCAUGAAAGAUAUCCCACAGUUAUGCAUUUAGCAGUGCAUUUGGAAAAUGGCCAAAGAGUUUACUUCACUGAGGCUAAUGCGGCACAGCGAGCUGAGAGACCACCAUCGACAACAUUUACUAGCUUCUUUGCUAUGUGUGAAGCAGAUCCAUUCGCAGCGACGCUGAUGUACGUUGAUAUGCCCAAGUAUUACACUUGGAAUCAAUCAACAAAGAAUUUCCAACGCCGCAAACAAGGAACCCCAAUUCCAGAUUGGCCACAUGUGUUUUCCACUGAUGCACUUGUUGCGACUGCUGUUGGUAAAUGUACGUGGACCAAAACGUUUGAGCAUUUAAAACCUGUUAAUGGCCACCGAUGUCAAACAUAUCGAGAAGCAUGUCAACUAUUGAGUUUGCUGGAGAACGAUUCUCAUUGGGAUCUAACACUAGCGGAUUCAGUUGUUUCAUCAAAUGCGUACCAAAUACGAACGCUGUUCGCAAUUAUCAUCACCACAUGCUUUCCUUCACAACCAAUACAAUUAUGGAACAAAUACAAAGACGACAUAUGUGAAGAUAUCUUGCAUCGCUUGCGCAUUCAAACUAACAAUCCUGAUAUUCAAAUAACCGAUGAAAUCUACAAUGAAGGAUUGAUUCUGAUUGAGGAUCAAUGCUUGACUAUUGCAAACAAGCUACUAAUUGAAGUAGGAAUGAUUGCGCCAAAUCGAUCGAUGCACGAUGCAUUCAACCAAGAAUUAAAUCGAGAGCUGCAAUACAAUGUUGAUACAUUGCAGGAAUUCUUUCGAAAUAAUGUGCCGUUGCUGAAUGAACAGCAAAAACAAGUAUACGAAACAUUAAUGCAAGCGGUGGCCAAUAAUACUGGUGGUCUAUUCUUCCUGGAUGCACCUGGAGGAACAGGGAAAACAUUUGUCAUUUCAUUGAUUUUGGCCAUCAUCUGGAAUUGCAGCGACUCUUCUAGAUGGAGUGCAAUGGAAAAAUUGUUGACGCAAUGCAAGCUCAUUGUUUGGGAUGAGUGCACAAUGCCACAUAAGAAAUCACUUGAAGCACUUAACUUCACACUGAAAGAUCUUCGGCGAAAUAACAACAUCUUUGGCGGCUUGACGAUAUUGUUUGCAGGCGAUUUCAGGCAGACGUUGCCAGUAAUUACCCAUGGAACGCCUACAGAUGAAUUGAAUGCUUGCCUGAAAGCAUCACCUUUAUGGAAUAACCUGUUGGAAAUGGGAAAGUCCCAGUUGAUGCGACAUCUGGAUUAA